GAUACGACAAUAACGUCACUUACCCUUGGAAGUUCAAGAUAAACCUGUAGCUUUUCGAGCUUACGCUGUUUAUAGCGAUCAUAGUAUUUCGCACGAGGGCCUUCCCCCAUGCGGUCCUUCCACUAUUUCGCCCUGUGACUCUCAGUGAUAUCCGAUUCCAGCCGCCCUCGCAGGACGCCUAUCCACCUAUCCGCCUAUCCGUCGGCCGCGCAACUUUUGAAACUUGUUGAAUGCCCCGUGCUUCGUGAUAAGUCAAUUCCGGGCUCCGAUCUGUCUGGGCUCGCUCCCUCGGUCCGUCGCAGUGUCUUGUGCUUUAAUUGAUUAUCCUCGCGAAACCCCGUGACCCGCGCUUUUCGUUAUCGUUUUCGAACUCCUUUUAUCAAAGCGCCAUCGUCAGUGAUCUUCCUUUGUUAAGUUCGCUCUCUGAGGAUUCGUUUUAUUUAUGUUUUCAACCUGAGCACCGUUCAAUAAUGCGGAUAUGCUGCGCCAAACAACGAGGGUGAAAAGGAAAAGCGAGAGGGGCGAUGGGCGCGGGUGAGAGGGAGAGGGGGCGGGGCGGCGGCUGAGGAGGAGGUGGAGCGGGAUGACGUAGGCGCGGUACGAGGACGAGGCGGGAUGCUGAGCCCGAAGAUCCAGCGGGGCAUCCGCGUCAACGAGAGUCAACUCCUCAUGCUGGCCGACAAGGCGCGCCUCGACAACUCCCUCCAGGGACACCUCUACAAGCGCACCGCCAACAACACCCGCUGGCAGCUCCGCUGGUUCGUCCUCUAUCAGAACCUGUUAUUCUAUUAUGAUAACGAGGCUAGUGAAAGACCUGCGGGCAUAAUUCUAUUAGAGGGCUGUUAUUGUCAGAAACAAAUCAGCACGGACAAAGGCAAGCAAAUUUCUGACAAGCAGCUCAUUUUUUCGGUGUCUUACCGCGCAGACAAUCAAAGGCACUACGAACUGAGGGCUUCCACAGAGUCGGACUGUAAGACAUGGAUACAAGCUAUUGAGGCGGCCAGUUUUAACAAACUGUUACAAGAGAAGGAAGAGUUGGAGCAGAAACACUUACAUCUACUCCAAAUCGUCGAAAGUGAGAAAACGGAGAAAUGGCAGUUUUACGUUCAGUGCGAAGAAAUUCAACUGGAAAACAAGGAGCUCAAAGCCGAGUUGCGUGCGGUGAAGAAGGAGCGGGACCUCUUGUCGAAGCACAACACGGCGAUGAUGGGCGCCAAGCCGGGGCUCAACAGGGUAAUCUCGAGCGAGAGCGCCGACUCCAACACCGACACCGACAAUCAAGAUAACUUAGAUUUAUGGAAAAUUAAAAAGGUACAGAGCUUUUUUCGCGGCUGGCUCUGCCGACGCCGCUGGAAGCAAAUUGUCGAGCAAUACAUCAAAAGCCCUCACGCCGAGAGCAUGCGGAAAAGGAACAGUUUGGUUUUCCGAAUGGUUGAGGCAGAGGAGGAAUACGUGGAGCAGAUGGAGACUCUGGUGGCUUGUUUCCUGCGACCCUUCAAAAUGGCGGCCAGCUCGAAAAAACCGCCGUGCACUCACGAGGACGUCAACUCGAUUUUCCUCAACAGCGAAACGGUGCUCUUCCUCCACCAGAUAUUUUUGAAAGGAUUGACUUCUCGCAUGGAGAGUUGGCCAACACUGGUUUUGGCAGGUGAUUUAUUUGAUAUGUUGCUGCCAAUGCUGAAUAUAUAUCAAGAAUACGUUCGAAAUCAUCACUUCUCGUUGCAAGUGUUGACCGAGUGUAAACAAUCACCGCAGUUUGCUGCCCUCUUAGAUCGGCUGGAGAACAAGCCAGCUUGCCAAGGCCGAUCUUUGGAAUUCUUCCUCACCUACCCGAUGCAUCAGGUUCCUCGUUACAUUAUAACUUUGCACGAACUUCUUGCUCACACACCGCACGAUCACGUGGAAAGAAAGAGUUUACAGAACGCGCAACAGCAACUGGAAGAUUUGUCCAGGCAGAUGCAUGAUGAAGUAAGCGAAACAGAGAAUCUGAGGAAAAACUUAGCUGUAGAAAGGAUGAUUGUCGAAGGCUGUGAUAUUUUGCUAGAUGUCAAUCAAGUUUUUGUCCGACAAGGUAGCUUAAUCCAAAUACCAACAGACAAGGAGAAAAGUUAUUUGAGUCGGAUUGCUCAUUUUAAGUCAGAAAAAGAAGCAAUAUGCCAGUGUUUUCUAUUUUCAAAUCACAUGAUUCUCACUAGAAGAGCAUCGAAUGGCCGUCUGCACUUACUACCGGAUGUUGGGAGGAUUCCCCUCACAGACGCCAUCUUGAUCGAGGAUCCGUCUGAACACGAGCUUAAUAAAGAAGACAAUGGGGCUACGCACUCAAGUCCUAGCCACGCGGCAGGUGGGAGCGAGGACAUAUCAAAAUCACCGUUGCACAAUCAUGACUUCAAACUAAUUUUAGACUCAAAGACUGGAAACAAUUCAUUUACUCUUCAUUUAGUUGCUCCAUCGAUGCAAGAAAAGCAAGCAUGGAUCAGUGAUAUUAGUCAAUGUAUCGAUAAUGUUCAUUUCAAUGAUUUGCUUUACAAUUCACUAUCCGACACAUCUUCCGUGACGAUGCCUCAGUCCAUGAAAAACGAUCCAAAACUAUUCAAGAACGACAAAGACAUCAGAUUUAGCCGCACGUUAAAUUCAUGUAGGGUACCUCAAAUUACUUACGCAACUCCUCAAAAGUUGCUAGAAAGGUUAACGGACUUAAGGUUCCUGUCAAUAGAUUUUUUAAAUACAUUUCUGCUGACGUAUCGAGUUUUCACCGAUGGCGUCGCAGUGUUAGAGGCUUUGAAGAAGGUGUUCUACACAGCGGAUCCGCCCGACAGUGACACUAACGUCGCAGGCUCCAUCAUGUCUUUGGAGGGAUACGCAGGUGCGGAUGAGAACAUGUCAUGUCUACAACUGCGCGACCCGUCAGAACGGCGUCGCAGUAGUUGCAUCUCUCCACGCAGAGUCAGUGGCGCCAGCUCUGUCUCAGGUCUCUCAGGAUAUGGCUCCGAGAGUGACAAAGACCGUAGUGCUAGUUACGAUUCUCAAGGUUAUUCGAAGAUACCAAGGAAGCAAAGUUUCUGUCGAUUCGACGAAAUCAAGGAAAGUUGCCAACAGUCGAGCUUCACGAGUCCGACUCAAUCGCCUCGUCGAAAAGUGAGCAUCCGCGUGGAACAAGCCGACCAGCAGACCCACCUCACACCACCCACCAUAACCACGUCUGCCAGCAAUGAAACUCUUAUAGACGGUGUCCCUCGGAGCUCCUCCUCCUCGCCAAGCAACGUGAGUUCGGUGACGUUGGUGGGCUCGAACGGCAGCACGAGCAACUUGAGCAGCGUGACCCUGGUGCCCUCCGCGGAGAGCCCGGUCGACUCGAAGCCCGGCGACCCGCAGACCUCCAUCUCCUCCUCGAGCUUAUACACCGCCGCCUCCUCCUCCUCCACCCACCAGGACCCCGUCUCCACCCAGCCGGUCAUCAAAGAGUGCUUCCCGAAAAAGUCCGAGAACUGCCUCUCGCCCAAGGUCACGAAAACCAAGAAGGGGACACACAACGUCGACCCCAGUGUAAAUAGUGUACGCAAGCAAUCCGUCAACCUACAUCUCACGUCCGUCGGACAAACCGGCUCCAACUUCCAUCUGGGUGACGGGCAAGGAGUGGACUACCGGAGACGAGCUUCUGAGAGCGUGGUGAGCGGGCAUCCGAACUACCUCUCCGGCGCCGGCGCCAAACAGAGCAUCGUCGUCGAGGACACCAGCAGUGAUGCCGAGGACAACCGCUGCUUCGAAAACUGGCAGGCCUCCACCUCUUCCAACUCUCGAUCCGGCUCAAUCAUGAGCACCACCUUCACAGGUCACCACGGUCGGAGAUCUGUUCCGUCCGAAUACGACGGGAACCCGUCUCAACGGCCCAGCAUUCAACACGACUCCCCUCAACACUCAACAAAAUCGGGAGUCGUCAUCACGUCAUUUAGGCAGUCUCAACGCCGAAGCAGUAUCUCCACAGCUGCGUCGGCCUUCGCGAUAGCCACGUCGGGGGCGAGCAACCCUCGGGACGUGAGCCCCAUGUCCAAAGCCGAGCAGAACCGGAUCGGGAGUUGUCGCAACAAGCGGAAGGAGUCCGUCCUCUCCACCGCGGCCACCAUGCGCGUCCUCAAUGUUCUCCGACACUGGAUAUCCAAACAUCCCCAGGAUUUCGAGGGUGAUGGGUCGCUGAAAGAACUUUCGUUACAAUUUUUGGAAGAUAUUUUAUCGGGCCCAAAUUUGCUACCGGCUGAACACAAAGCCGCCACACACCUACAACGGCUCCUAACCAAGGAAGACAAUGAAACCAAAACGGUCGACUUAAACGCUCUUCUCACUGUUCCUCCAAACUCCAGCAGGGAAACGAUUGAGUCCUUGUCAGCACUGGAGAUAGCUGAGCAAAUGACGUACCUGGAUCAUCAAAUUUUCGUGGCCAUCCGAUGCGAGGAAUUUCUCGGUCAAGCGUGGAUGAAAGAAGACAGAGCAACAAAAGCACCUCAUAUCACGCUAAUGACGAAACGUUUCAAUGAGGUUUCACAACUGGUCGUAUCUGAAAUUAUUCGUCGCCCCAGUGUGACAACACGGGUGGCAGCGAUUGAAAAAUGGGCUGCAGUUGCUGACAUUUCAAGAUGCCUACAUAACUUCAACGGCGUGCUCCAGAUAUGUGCAGCCUUCAAUAACAGCACUGUUUUCCGCUUGAGGAAAACUUGGGAGAAAGUCUCAAAAUCAAGUAAGCAAACGAUAGACAAGCUGCAGUCGAUCGUGUCAUCUGAUGGCCGAUUCCGUAACUUGCGCGACGCCCUGCAUAGGAGUGACCCUCCCUGCAUCCCGUAUCUCGGCAUCUACUUGACAGAUCUCUCGUUCCUGGAGGAAGGAACGCCAAAUUUCACCGAGGACGGUCUCCUUAAUUUCGCCAAAAUGCGAAUGAUCGCCCACGUGAUCCGGGAGAUCCGUCAUUUCCAACAAGUGCCGUACAAGAUCGAGCUGAUCCCGAAAGCGGCGCGCUACCUCCUUGACCCGGCUCUGCUCCUCGACGACGACGAACUCUACCGGAUAUCCCUGGAAAUAGAGCCGCGCACAUCGCGCUUAAGCUCUGCUGCGUUGACUGGUCUUCCUUUAACACAACCCUUGCAGACUCUUCGACCUUAAGCCCAUCAAUAGGUGCUCCUCCAUGAGUGUUACGUCACAGGAAAGCUCUGAAUCCUUACGUGGAAAGCUGGAAAUGGCUCUGUUUAAGAUUUACAUAACUUCACUUUCAUGUAGUUUACAUCAUUGCCCACGCGAGAAAAAAUAAUAAGAAUAAUAAAAAAGCAUACGGUGGUGACAUGAUGAUGGGGGUAUGAUUCCCCGUUACGAAACUUGUUUGUUAAUUUUUUAGAUACUUUAUCGCCAAAUUUUAUUGAGCACAUUUGAGUUUAUGAAAUUUUUUGUCAAUUUUCCAUUAAAAUAAUUAUGGACCGUUCAAGUGGCGUGGCGUGCUUUGCGAUAUA
This is a messenger RNA of Bemisia tabaci, 5489 nucleotides long. RefSeq names its product ras-specific guanine nucleotide-releasing factor 1. The record is from RefSeq and is a predicted model, not a curated record. Gene Ontology annotation, cellular component: plasma membrane. Gene Ontology annotation, biological process: Ras protein signal transduction. NCBI's taxonomy places the organism in Eukaryota, Metazoa, Arthropoda, Insecta, Hemiptera, Aleyrodidae. Gene Ontology annotation, molecular function: guanyl-nucleotide exchange factor activity.